Messenger RNA from Rhopalosiphum padi (bird cherry-oat aphid), 480 nucleotides. RefSeq lists its product as uncharacterized. Bases 1 to 480 code for a protein of 159 amino acids. Lineage: Eukaryota; Metazoa; Arthropoda; Insecta; Hemiptera; Aphididae. The record is from RefSeq and is a predicted model, not a curated record. The transcript has 3 exons.
AUGGAAACGAAACAAUCAAAACUUGCAAUUUGUGCUGCAGCAUAUUAUGUUAUGGCAAGUGGUGAAAUUUUAAUAAAUAAUAACAAAAAAGAUAAGGUGACAAGAAAGAGAAGACGAUAUUGGGUGAAUGAAUAUUAUAAAAGUCGAAAUAAGUACAAUGCGACAAAUAUGCUUUAUGAUUUGACUUUAAACUCUACAAAAAAAUUCGAAAAUUUUUGCCGAAUGUCACCUGAAGAUUUCGAAUAUUUGUUAAAUAAAAUUGGACCAUCAAUAACAAAAAAUGACACCAAUAUGAGAAAAUCUAUCCCUAUCCAAGAAAAAUUAGCAGUUACAUUAAGAUAUUUAGCUUCUGGAGACAGUUUUAUUAGUUUAUCUUAUAUGUUUAAAUUCUCUCCACAAUCAGUGUCAAGAUGUGUUCAAGAAGUAUGCAGUGCAUUAAUACAAGAAUUAAAAGAUGAAAUUAAGCAAACUUAUAAAUGA